UAUAUUUAGUGACAAAUGAGCAACACGCAUAGGUAAGCAACAUUUACAAUCGAUUAGAGUUUUAUAAACUUCUUGAAUUAACUUAUAUUUCUCAAUAAACUGGGUGCCGCAUCCUUGACGAAGUCUGCGGUUUUAACACACACGCAAUGUUAUCAGAAACUAACUGUAACGCGCUUAUUUCCAAUCAUCCAAUGUAUACUACUUUUAUAAACUUCUGGAUUAGACUUAUCAUUCUUAUCAGAUGGGUGUCGCAUCCUUGACGUAGUCUGUGGUUUUAAAACCCAUGCAAUAUUAUCACAACGCACAUAAUAUAAGGAGAAUAAUUUUUUAUUAAGUUAGUCAAACGUAACGAUACACCGCAAGUUAAAAUAUGGCGAGUAGGCAAAAUUCUGCAAAAAAUCGUCGAGGAGGACAAUAUUGUGUUGCUGGUUGGCCCAACGGAAAAAGUUGUACAAACAGUCAACACACAAGGGUGUCUCAGUACAUCGUUUCCCCAUGAAUGACAAGGAGAGGCUGAAUAAAUGGACGAAAUUUGUUAGGAGACAUAGGCCAAAAUUCGUUCCUCAGCAGUACUCUGUGCUAUGUUCAAUGCAUUUCGCAGAUUGGUACAUAUUGCAGGCACGUACUGGCAGUACUUCAUUUCAAUGAAAACCUUCACAGACAGCCAAAAAAAAACAAAAAAUGGAACACCAUAUUAUUCUGUGACAUACCCAAAAUUUAAAUCAGGGGAUGAAGUAGUAAGAACUGUUUCUUCAGCACCAUCAUAUUACAAUGUUAAUGAAAUCAAAAAUGUCAUGGUUCUUAGUUGUGAGGAAUCCAUGGACAACAUAUUUAAGAAGUAUAAGGAAAAAGUCCCAGAAGCCUUAAACAAAACUUUCUCAGAUCGAAUUUCCAAAACUGAGGCAAUCCAACGGCAUUUGGAUAGGAAACAACUAUCUUCAACACCAUUGUUUCCCACAUAUCAAGAGCAAGAUGUACUGCAAACAAAAGGUUUAGACAAAGAAAAACAAGCUGCUUCAACAGGUCCUUCAGAUCCAAAAAAAAUGUGCUUAUGCAAAAAUUGUGGACAGCCAAUGAAAGGACAUCCAAAAGGUCAUUGUCCACAAGAAUUACUUGACAAAUAUUCUUAGCAGGCCAACUUUAAAGUUAGUUAUAAAAUAAUAUACUAUGCUACAAAAAAUGUUCUUAUUUGAUUAAUUAUUUUGACUUCACACAACAAAAUUGUGAAGCAUCACAGCACAAUAAUGAACCACAUAAAGGUAAAAA
Molecule: messenger RNA, 1266 nt
Organism: Xenia sp. Carnegie-2017
Lineage: Eukaryota; Metazoa; Cnidaria; Anthozoa; Malacalcyonacea; Xeniidae
Exons: 4
Coding region: 582-1130 (182 amino acids)
Source: RefSeq, a predicted model, not a curated record